UUUGCUACACGCACGCAAAUGUCAGCGGCGGAGUUUUUUAAUCUGUCACUUGGCUAGGUGGAGCACAUUUGAUGGAGGAAGGAAAAAAUCGGACACAGCACACUCUGACUUCUGGACCACUUAUGUGAACCGACUUCCGAUGACUCCUGCAGGCGAUACCGUAUCUGUCACCUCUUGACCAUUAUACCUGCUAGCAGUUCCUCGUCUUAUUUGACAGCCGAGGAAACGCCGCCCAUGAGCCCGUGUCAGAAGUUAACAUGCUAAACACCGUUAGCUGCUGCUACUUGACGUAGCUAUGCUUUCUCAGCCCGACUCGGAACCUCCUAAAAAACGACCCGUUGUUUAACAGUAACGACUAUUUGUUCGGACUGCAAACCAAAAGGCAUUUUGGGAUUUUUAUUUUUAUUUUUUGCCGGUUUUCCGUUGUUUGAAAGCGAAGCUAUCAAUCUGUCACAGCAAUGGGACUACACCCGCUGGAGUUUAGUGAGUGUUAUUUGGACAGCCCCAGCUUCAGGGAGAAAAUAAAGGCACACGAAGCAGAGCUGGACAAAACUAACAGGUUCAUCAAAGAGCUGUACAAAGAUGGGAAGAACCUCAUCAAUGCGACAAAGCAGCUUGGGAUGGCGCAGCGCAAGUUUGCCCAGUGCCUGGGAGAGUUUCAGUUUGAGUACAUCGGCGAUGCAAAGACUGACGAUGAGAAAUGUAUUGAUGAUUCUUUGCAAGAGUUCUCAGCAUUCCUCAAAAACCUCGAAGACCAAAGAGAGUUGAUGAUGAGCAACAUCACAGAAACCUUAAUGAAACCUCUGGAGAAGUUCAGGAAGGAGCAGCUUGGUGCAGUAAGGGCGGAAAGAAAGAAGUAUGAAAAGGAAACAGAGAAGUACUACAGUUCUUUGGAAAAGCUUUUAAAUAUGUCAGCAAAGAAGAAAGAGCCACAACUACAAGAGGCAGACACGCAGGUGGAAGUGCUGAGGCAGCACUUUCAGGAGGAGUCGCUGGACUACGUGUGCAAACUGCAGGAGAUCCAAGAGAGAAAGAAGUUUGAGUGUGUGGAACCGAUGCUGGCCUUCUUUCAGACAGUCUUCACCUUUUAUCACCAGGGCUUUGAGCUCGCCAAAGAUUUUGACCAUUAUAAACGAGAACUGCAGAUCAAUAUUCAAAAUACAAGGAAUCGAUUUGAGGGCACUCGGUCGGAGGUGUACGAGCUGAUGAAGAGGAUCAGAGAGACGCCGCAAGAAUACAGACAGACGAGCCCCAUCAGUUUUGAAGGCUACCUCUAUGUACAGGAAAAACGUCCACCUCCUUUUGGUUCGAGUUGGGUUAAGCGCUACUGCACAUUUGUUAAAGAGCAAAAGAUCCUGCACAUGGUGACUUUUGACCACCGAUCAGGCGGAAAGAUUGGGGAAACGGAGUCCAUCACACUCAAAUCCUGUGUCCUGAAAAUGGCAGAUGUGUUGGACCGGAGGUUCUGCUUAGACCUCGACAUAACAGAUCGGCCAGGAACGGUGCUCACAGUACAGGCUCUGUCUGAGGAUGACCACAAGUUUUGGAUCCAAGCCAUGGGUGGGAAGGAGCCUAUUGGGCGCUAUCUUAUGAGGACUUAUUCUAAAGAACGAGGGAUUGACGCUCAGUUGGAUGAUGUUGGUUUGAGUUUUGUGAAGAAUUCCAUCAGUGCAAUAGAGAAAAGAGGUAUUAAUGACCAAGGCCUGUACAGGAUUGUAGGGGUAAGGGGUAAGGUCCAGAAGCUCCUCUCAUUAAUGAUUGACGAGAAGAGCAACGAAGUGGAUUUGUCAGCCAGUGAAGACUGGGAUGUUAAGACAAUAACAAGUGCACUGAAGCUUUAUCUGAGGAGCCUUCCUGAGCCGCUGAUGACCUAUGAACUUUACAAAGAGUUCAUUAGCCCCGCAAAGGGCGGUAGUCCUGAGUCUCGCAUCCAAGCCGUCCACUGCCUGGUCCACAAACUACCGGAGAGGAAUCGACAAGUCCUCGGGCUGCUUAUGAAGCAUCUGGCCAACGUGGCGGCCCACAGCAAACAGAAUCUGAUGACCGUGGCGAACCUGGGCGUGGUGUUUGGACCCACAUUAAUGAGGCCAGAGGAGGAGACUGUUGCCGCCAUCAUGGACCUCAAGUUUCAAAACAUUGUGGUGGAAAUCCUCAUUGAACACAAUGAAAAGAUCUUUACAGAUGCUCCCGAGUCAUGCCCUCUCUCACCUGCUGCCCCAGUAUUCUCUGCUCCCACAAGGCAGUCCAAGAAAAUGAGUCGACAGAAUCGGCCCUUGGCUGUCUACAAUCCGCAAGCCCUUGACAUUCAGAAUGCAGUGGGAGACGGUUCCAGCCCAGCUACAGAUGAGGCAUCAAUGGGCAGCAAUGAGUCUGUGUCAUCCCAGUCAUCAUCAGCGUCAGCCUCAGAGGUGAAUACGGAGAAGACUGACCAUGCCCCUCUUAAUGCCAGCCUCUGCUCUGGCAGCAACUCCGGAUCCACCACAGUAGCAGCUUCCUGCUCUACUCCUGGAGCGUCAGGAGAGAGCCAAACUACUCCUACCAAGGCUACUUCUGACAAAGAAAAGCAAGAGGAAAGUGUCACCAGCAGGAAAGCCAAGGCAGUGUACCCAUGUGAGGCUGAGCACGACUCUGAGCUCUCCUUCCAGGCCGGCGCAAUAUUCAACGCUGUAACCCAGUCGAGGGAGCCGGGCUGGCUGGAGGGGGAGCUGGAGGGAAAGAGGGGCCUCAUCCCUGAAAACUAUGUGGAGAUGCUGUAGAACCAAAAGGAAAUAUUUAUGGACAUUUUAUCACCGGGGGAAGUGUGGGAAGAUGCAUGUGCCUCGAGCGUUGUUUAACCGAAGUCCUGAAUUUUCUCAAUCAACAAUGAUAACACCAUAUGAUAUUGCUGGUGCAUUUUUAAUUUUUUUUUUUUUUUUUGGCUGGCAAGUAGACUUUAUGAUGCAUUUGUGAACAUGUUUAUGUGCUCGUCCAUUUGUUUGUUCGUUUUAGCCGAUUUUGACCAUUGUAACUGCAAAAUGGGACUGCACUUGCAAUGCUCUGCUGUAUACGAAGAUGCUGCAGCCUCUAUCCAAGGAACUUCUCAGCAGAACCCGAGGAGAAGCUUCUCUCUCUGAGCUCCCUCUGCCCUGUUAUACAUGGUAUCCAUGAGCUCAAAGUCAAAGGGUGAUCCUCAGAAACCAUUAGGUGGAACGUCAGCAAUCAGAACCGCUGUAACUUAACAGCGACACACACACACACGCACACAGAUUUGUUUUCGAGAUACCUUUUGUGCCUUAACAGUCAAAGCAUCCAGUUAAAUGUACAUACGGGUACUGUAUGUAUGAAAAUGAUUCGGAGUGUUACUGCUUUCAUUCAUAUGAUUUUUGUAAUCUUCUGUUCUUUUAAGAAUAGCUAGACAUUGAAAAGGAGGCACGCUGCUGAUGUCAUUGUAUUUUAUGUAAUUGGCGCAUUGAUCGCAUGACUUUUUAAUUUGAAUUACAGUACUGUUUCAUUGCUGAUACACUUCUUUCACAGAAACACAGUGAAACGCCUCUUAGCUGCCUGAUGGAACCUGUUGGGUUAAACACUAACGUCGCACAAUCAGCAGUGGUAAAUUUCGGCAGAUAGCGACGAUCGAAACCAAGUGUUUUUCCUGCCAAAUCAUCCGUUUAGUUUUUUUGUUUUUUUAAUUUCAGUUCUUAAACGUUACUCAGGUUCUUCAGAGCAGAGAAACGAGACACUCCCGGGAAGUUGAAAUGCUGACGUUUAUUAAUGCUUUAUUAAGUUAUCGGAAAUUUGUGUUUUAUUGUGAGCGAGACCACGAAAUGCAGUACUUUAAAAUGUUUUUACAGUUUCACAUCCAUUGAGUGUUCAUAGCCUGAAAGAGUUAUGACCAAGUAUAGUUUUACUUUGCCAAGUAAUGGGUGGAGUUUUUUUUUUUUUUUUAGGUUGUCAUUUAGAUUGGUUUUAGCAUGUACGCACACCACAUUACAUUUCAUCCCUCAGCUGUUCAGAGAAACACUUUAAUUUGUCUGAGAGCUUUAGUUCAGCUGAUUGUUUGUGGUUCCAGCUGAGGUUACAAUAAUUUAAGACAUUGAUUUAUGAAGUUUGUAAAGGGCCUUGACUUCUCGCUUGUUUUUUUGGAUUUUUUUUACCUUUGGGUAACCUCUUGAUCAAUGUUGAACAAAUAAAGAUAUAUAUUUUUGUUCUUUCA
Molecule: messenger RNA, 4192 nt
Organism: Archocentrus centrarchus (flier cichlid)
Lineage: Eukaryota; Metazoa; Chordata; Actinopteri; Cichliformes; Cichlidae
Gene: arhgap10
Product: Rho GTPase activating protein 10
Exons: 23
Coding region: 459-2756 (765 amino acids)
Biological process (GO): signal transduction
Cellular component (GO): cytoplasm
Molecular function (GO): protein binding; GTPase activator activity
Source: RefSeq, a predicted model, not a curated record